Messenger RNA from Spathaspora passalidarum NRRL Y-27907, 1236 nucleotides. RefSeq names its product phosphomevalonate kinase (gene ERG8). The transcript has a single exon. Gene Ontology annotation, biological process: ergosterol biosynthetic process; isopentenyl diphosphate biosynthetic process, mevalonate pathway. Lineage: Eukaryota; Fungi; Ascomycota; Pichiomycetes; Serinales; Debaryomycetaceae. Gene Ontology annotation, cellular component: peroxisome. The record is from RefSeq and is a predicted model, not a curated record. Bases 1 to 1236 code for a protein of 411 amino acids. Gene Ontology annotation, molecular function: phosphomevalonate kinase activity; ATP binding.
AUGUCCAAAGCAUUCAGUGCGCCAGGUAAGGCGCUAUUGGCAGGAGGUUAUCUAGUCAUUGAUCCAAUCUACAAUGCUUAUGUCACAGCGUUAUCUUCAAGAAUGCACGCCAUCAUCACACCUACUACUACAUCCACUGAUCGCCAUAUCAUAAUCAAGUCUCCUCAGUUCGUUAAUGGACAAUGGGAAUAUACCAUCACCACCAAUCUUGCUCCUCCUAAGGAGAUCAACGGGAACAAUAAUCCAUUCUUGGAAGCAGUCUUGUUUAUUGUAUUGGCAUACAUUCAACCGGAAUCCACCUAUGAUUUAAACAUUGACAUAUAUUCUGAUCCAGGAUACCAUACCCAAGAAAACACCACAGUAAAACAACUAUCCAAAAAGAAGUUCCUUUAUCACUCCCGUGCAAUUAAUGAAGUGGAAAAGACCGGAUUAGGCUCAUCAGCUGGGUUAGUUGCUGUGGUUACUACUGCCCUUGUGUCAUACUUCAAACCAGGUCAAGAAGCUGAUAAAGAUCUCUUGCAUAAUAUUGCCCAAAUUGCCCAUUGUUAUGCCCAAAAGAAGAUUGGGUCUGGGUUUGAUGUUGCUGCUGCAAUUUAUGGGUCAAUUAUUUUUAGAAGAUUCCAACCAGAAAUUAUAGACAAGGUGUUUCACACUCUUGAAACAAAUCAUGAUGAAUUUACUUCGGUAUUGAAACUGACGGUUGAAUCCAAUUGGAAUUUCAAACAUACUCCAUGUUCAUUGCCUAAAGGAGUCAGAUUACUCAUGGGAGACAUCAAGGGCGGGUCAGAAACACCAAAGUUAGUCUCGACUGUACUUGCCUGGAAAAGGGCUCAACCCGAAGAAAGUUCCGUCGUAUAUGCAAAUUUGGACGGGGCAAAUAAUAAUUUCAUUACUCAAUUACAAAAUUUCAAUCCACAAGAUUUAACUCCGUUGCAACUGGCAAUCCAGCAGAUUCGUAAGGGUUUACAAGAGAUGACUGAGAAAUCGGGUGCUCCUAUUGAACCACCGGCCCAAACCGACCUCUUAGACAAAUGUCAGUUGAUUGAUGGUUGUAUUGGCGGAGUUGUCCCUGGAGCCGGUGGAUUCGACGCCAUUUCCGUAUUGAUCUUGGAAGAAUCAGUGGACACGUUGAAGCAAACUACCGAAUCAAAUAAAGAGUACUACCAUAAUGUUACCUGGGUGGAUUUGCACGAAGAAAGUGAGGGGAUUGUACUUGAAGAUGCGAAAGAUUACUAA